Hyaloscypha bicolor E is the source of this 1263-nucleotide messenger RNA. RefSeq lists its product as uncharacterized. The record is from RefSeq and is a predicted model, not a curated record. The transcript is spliced from 3 exons. Bases 1 to 1263 code for a protein of 420 amino acids. Lineage: Eukaryota; Fungi; Ascomycota; Leotiomycetes; Helotiales; Hyaloscyphaceae. Gene Ontology annotation, molecular function: oxidoreductase activity.
AUGUCUGCCCCGAUGAUAGCUUGGGUGCCUUUGGUUAACCGCAUCCACAAAUAUCUCACAACGAGCACAUAUUCUGCUCAGUCCAUCGACAUUCCGUCAGCUGAGAUUCACGAUGUUGAGACCGCUCCAGAGAAACGUCCCAGGACUCUCAAACACCUCAUCCGGGCAAACCAUGUCAACCACUCCAUAAUCUACCACAACCUCCAAUACCACAAUCAUAUGCCUCAUUUACUUGGCUCUGCAUAUCUUCUCGGAGCAGACGUCGAUCAACUGCAGAAGAUCUAUGAUGAAGAAGCCAAGGAGCUUGAGGAAUGGAAGGACUCCCCAGCAGAGAUAUCGGACGCUGAUUGGCGUGAUUUUCUAGGAGACAAAAGAUAUCAAAGGGCAUUUGUGGAUUUUUUUGAAGAUGAAUUAGCUUUGAAAUUCGGCUAUGACUGGAAAAGGGUUGCAGAAGAGUACUUGUUCAGUGGAAAGGAGCCUCUCAUCAACGGAGUUGUCGCAGGACUUGGCCACCCUCUCAUACAUCUUGGCUACGCCUACGAGCUGUCUAGUAAAGAAUUGGCAAUGGAGGCGCUCGCCAUGGCUUCUUCAUCAUACAACUACAUGCACAAGUACCUCGAUAGUCCCUCAUACACAAAACCCUCUUCAUACUCUACGUCGUCUCCUCUUGAGAUUCUACACAAGAUUGCAGAUGAUACCAGGUUCGACGGCUUAUUCAACGAGCGAGGAGACGGAAAUAUCGAAAUCCUAUUCAAGAACCACGAGGAUCUGGUGCUGGAGCACUGGAACGCCUGGAAAAUCGACGAACCCAACAAACAAUUCCAGGAUUCCCAAGAAGCAGCCGUUGCACUGCUUGUCCGAACAGUGCAGCCCGGUACUCAUGGAUACGAUUUCUUCAUGGUCCAUUUACUCACUUCGAGUCAUGCCGUUAGGACUCUGAUACCUUUGAUACCCAAGAGAUUCCACAUUAGUCUCGUCAGACAGUGGUGGCUAUUGACAAUAGCUGUGUACAUAGCACAGUUGAGGCCAAAGAUCGAUGAUGAUAUUGAAGAAAAGCCAAUGAAGCAGUGGAAUUAUGUAGAUGAUAAGGCUGUCAAUGGACCAUGGGCGACUGAUGCUCAUUUUGUCAAGGCCCUCCGAGCUAUGAAAGUAGCCGCCUUUACUUGGUGGGAUGGCCAUGAGCGAUAUCUCUCAGCGGCAGUUAAAUUUGCGGAUGAUUUUGAAGGGUGGACGGGAUUCGGUCCAAUGGACGACUCAAAUUGA